AGUAACAACAAAAAUAAUCUUGCUCCAAAGAAAAUCAAUAAAUACGAGAUCAACGACAAAAAACAAUCAAGGAAGAAUCUUACGCCUACUACGCCUAUACCAAUUCAUGUUUCUAAACUUCCACCUACCACUAAUAUUCACACAAACGUUCAUACAACUGAUCGUAAUGAUACUGCUCCUCCUCCAAAAAAUGUAACUUCACCUACACCUUCUUCUGCUCCAUCAUCUUCAUUAUUUACACCAAUACCACCACUUUCAGUAUCUUUAUUACCACCAUCCACCAAAACCAAUCACCAGGACGCUAAACAAACAAAUUUUAUUGGCAAUCAAUCUUUUGGUAAUUAA
This is a messenger RNA of Entrophospora sp. SA101, 345 nucleotides long. Lineage: Eukaryota; Fungi; Glomeromycota; Glomeromycetes; Entrophosporales; Entrophosporaceae. The record is from the annotation of a GenBank genome assembly.